AUGGCCUCGGAGUCGGUGAAGGUAGUGGUGCGCUGCCGACCCAUGAACCAGCGGGAGCGCGAGCUGAGCUGCCAGUCAGUGGUGACGGUGGACUCCGCACGCGGCCAGUGCUUCAUCCAGAACCCGGGAGCGGCCGACGAGCCCCCGAAGCAGUUCACCUUCGAUGGCGCCUACUACAUGGACCACUUCACCGAGCAGAUCUACAAUGAGAUCGCCUACCCGCUGGUGGAGGGUGUCACUGAGGGCUACAAUGGUACCAUUUUUGCAUAUGGCCAGACAGGCAGCGGGAAGUCCUUCACCAUGCAGGGCCUGCCGGAUCCCCCCUGCCAGAGAGGCAUCAUUCCCAGAGCCUUCGAGCACGUAUUUGAGAGUGUUCAGUGCGCAGAAAACACCAAGUUCCUAGUCCGGGCUUCCUAUCUAGAGAUCUACAAUGAAGAUGUUCGUGACCUGCUGGGCGCCGACACCAAGCAGAAGCUGGAGCUGAAGGAGCACCCGGAGAAGGGCGUGUACGUAAAGGGGCUGUCCAUGCACACGGUCCACAACGUGGCCCAGUGUGAGCGCGUCAUGGAGACUGGCUGGAAGAACCGGGCAGUUGGCUACACCCUGAUGAAUAAGGACUCCUCUCGCUCCCACUCCAUCUUCACCAUCAGCAUCGAGAUCUAUGCCGUGGAUGAGCGGGGUAAGGACCACCUCCGAGCAGGCAAGCUCAACCUGGUCGACCUGGCAGGCAGUGAACGGCAAUCCAAGACCGGGGCCACCGGGGAAAGGCUGAAGGAGGCCACCAAGAUCAACCUGUCACUGUCAGCCCUGGGCAAUGUCAUCUCGGCCCUGGUGGAUGGACGUUGCAAGCAUAUCCCUUACCGGGAUUCCAAGCUGACGAGACUGCUGCAGGACUCCCUGGGCGGCAACACCAAGACUCUGAUGGUGGCCUGCCUGUCUCCCGCUGACAACAAUUAUGACGAGACCCUCAGCACGCUGCGCUAUGCCAACCGGGCCAAGAAUAUCAAGAACAAGCCACGCAUUAAUGAAGAUCCCAAGGAUGCCCUGCUUCGAGAGUACCAGGAAGAGAUCAAGAGGCUGAAGGCCAUCCUGGCCCAGCAGAUGGGUCCUGGCAACCUGUCAGCCCUGCUGUCCUCUCAGACACCCGUGGGCCCUGUCCAGCCUGAAGAGAAGGUGCUGUCCCCCACUGUUGUCCAGCAGGACACAGAGGCUGAGAAGCAGCUGAUCCGGGAGGAGUAUGAGGAGCUCCUGGCUCGCCUGAAGGCUGACUACGAGGCGGAGCAAGAGUCUCGGGUCAGGCUACAGGAGGACAUCACUGCCAUGCGCAACUCGUACGACGUGAAGCUGUCCGCGCUGGAGGAGAAUCUGCGCAAGGAGAAGGAAACAGAGGCGGUCCUCAAGGCAGAAGUCCUCUAUAAGGCAGAGGUCAUGUCCAGGGCCGAGUUAGCCAACGGCUCCGAGUACUCCCCUGCUUUGCAGUACGACACGGCAGUGAAGCCCACCAUCCUCUCAAUGCCUGAAACGCUGCCCAUCGACGAAGUCGCCAAGAGCCAAGCCCCCCUCCCAUUUGAGGAACUGCCCCGGGUGGAGCCCCCCAGGUCAGAGAUCUCUUUGGAGUCCAAUGAGUCAUCCACCCAUGAAGACUCCUCCAUGUCAGAGGCCUUCCUCGGACCAGAGGAGCUUUCCAAUGUGAAAUUCUCCAUGCCUGAAGGGCUGGCUGAGGGCAGGUACUUCUCUGAUGGCUACCUCGGCCCAGAGGCUGCUGCAUCUCCACUGAGGGCAGAAAACUACACACAGGGGGGCGAGCCACCACUGGAGCCCCCCCUGCGGAUGUUAACAGGCCUGCAGGACCCCUUUGCUGAUGUGGAGGCAGACGCCCCCCCCAAGCAGCCAUCCUCCACGGACCUGCUGGAGUCCAGUGACACCAAGUCGGAAGUUGAGGUGGCUGACAGCCUCCUGCUCGGGACUGAGCCUGAUCUAGGCUUGAAAGCGGCCCAGGAGGCGGUGCCCGAGGCAGAGACUGGUGUGUGGAUGGAGUCUGAAGCCCACGUGGCCCCGGUGGCCGAGGUGGCCCAGCCUCAGCCCUUGCUGGCCAUGGCAAGCAUGAGAAGGGAGAGCGUGGGCGUGGAAGUGGGUGUGUUGACUGACGAGCUUCAGCCGGUGGAUCAACAGCGGGUGCUGGCUCGCUUGCAGUUGCUGGAGCAGCAGGUGGUUGGGGGCGAGCAGGCCAAGAACAAGGACCUGAAGGAGAAGCACAAGCGGCGCAAGCGCUACGCCGACGAGCGCAAAAAGCAGCUGGUGGCCGCGCUGCAGAACUCGGACGAGGACAGCGGCGACUGGAUGCUUCUCAACGUCUACGACUCCAUCCAGGAGGAAGUGAGGGCCAAGAGCAAGCUGCUGGAGAAGAUGCAGAGGAAGCUCCGGGCCGCCGAGGUAGAAAUCAAGGACCUGCAGUCAGAGUUCCAGCUGGAGAAGAUCGAUUACCUGGCCACCAUCCGCAGGCAGGAGCGGGACUUCAUGCUCUUCCAGCAGCUCCUGGAGCAGGUGCAGCCGCUCAUCCGCAGGGACUGUAACUAUAGCAACCUGGAGAAGAUUAGGCGGGAGUCGAGCUGGGAUGAGGAUAACGGCUUCUGGAAGAUCCCGGAUCCCAUCAUCCUGAAGACCAGCCUCCCAGUAGCAGUUUCAACUGGGCCACAGAACAAGACAGCCCGCAAAACCUCUGCAGCAGACAGUGGCGAGCCACACAUGGAGGAAGACCGGUAUAAGCUGAUGCUCAGUAGAAGUGACAGUGAAAAUAUUGCUAGUAACUACUUCCGGUCGAAGCGGGCCAGCCAGAUCCUCAGCACGGACCCCAUGAAGAGCCUUACGCAUCACAACUCACCGCCUGGCCUCAAUUCCCCUCUGAGCAACAACUCUGCCCUGCCGCCCACCCAGACCCCUGAAAUGCCCCAGCCCCGGCCCUUCCGCCUGGAGUCCCUUGACAUCCCCUUCUCCAAAGCCAAGCGAAAGAAAAGCAAAAGCAGCUUUGGCGGUGAGCCUCUGUGAUCCAGCUGCCUGCUGCUACCUGCCUUUAGGCUUCCAGAAACUUCCAAGUCCUCCCCCAUGAAACCCCACCAGGGCCUCCUCUCCCCUCCUCCACAGUGUCUCCAAGCCCAAGGGGAUCUUAGCCCUGGGAAGACACAUUCCCUUCCCUGUUCCCUAGAGAACUCACUCUGCCUCAGGGCCUGAGCUCUGUGGAAGUUGGGCUAUCCUUCUCAGAGAAAAGCCUGCUCCAGCUGUUUGCAGCAGCCAACAUUCCCAGACUUUCCUGCCACAGAGCCUACACAAGCCACUGUGGCUCUGCCUCCAUGGGCUCAGAUGCCCUGGACCGUCACAAGCACCCUCAACACGGGGCACAGAAGCUGCCACACGGACAAAGCCCAAUAUCUUGGUGACUUAAGAUUUGGGCCUCUGUGUGACUGGCCCCUCCCAAAGGAACCUGUGCCACACAGUGCACACAGACGGAGACCUGAAGCCAGCUGCUAUGCCUGGCUUGCCCUUGGUUGGACCGCAGCCCUGAGAAGGUGCUUCACAGUAAGCUGCCCAAUAAACUGCCUUUUAGAAUCAGCUCCCCUCCCCAACCCUCCGCUUCGUCCUGGGGCCUACCCUGCUGUCCUGGAGAGAGACUGGCUACUGCUUGCAGCAGCACUAGGGGUCCUGUCGACAGCACAAGUGACUAUAGGAACAGAACCAUGUCUUGCUGAGGCAGAAAUGGUUUGGGUUGCGUGCAUGUGAGUGAGUGAGUGAGAGUGUGUGUAGAUCAGAAGGCAACCUCAGGUAUUACUCCUCAAGCACUUUACAAAUCAAGCUAUCUCAC
Molecule: messenger RNA, 3856 nt
Organism: Psammomys obesus (fat sand rat)
Lineage: Eukaryota; Metazoa; Chordata; Mammalia; Rodentia; Muridae
Gene: Kif17
Product: kinesin family member 17
Exons: 15
Coding region: 1-3045 (1014 amino acids)
Biological process (GO): microtubule-based movement
Molecular function (GO): microtubule binding; microtubule motor activity; ATP binding
Source: RefSeq, a predicted model, not a curated record